UUUGCCGACGGAAGGUAAACAGAGACGAACAGGUUUCUUGUAAACAGGCGGACAGUCUCUAAACCGCCGUAGUCCAAACCUGUCAAGAACUGUUGUCUUAGGAAUGGGUCGGAGCAGGUCACCCAGCAAAGAUGUCAGAGAGAAGAAACAGAUGAAGAAGAAACGGAGAAAAUCUUCCUCCUCUUCUUCAUCGACAUCUUCUUCUUCCAGCAGGAGCCGGAGCAGGUCGUCUAAGAAAAAAACUCACAAGAAGAAGCAAGAUUUAAACACUAAAAGGAAAAAGCGCAGGACUCGCUCAUCCUCUUCAUCCUCCACAUCUUCCUCCUCGUCAUCCACCUCCUCCUCCUCAUCGUCGAGUGAUGAGAGGUCAAGGAAGAAAAAGAUGAAAGCGAAGAAAAAGAAACUGAUGAAGAAAAAGGCGGAACUUAAAAAGCAGAAGAAAAUGGAAAAGAAGCAAAAGAAGAUCAAGAAGAGGGAGAAGAAGAUGAAGAAAGAGCUGGAGGUCGGAACCGUGCAGAUCCCAGCAGAAAACCAGCCUCCAUCCUACCUGGAGGUUUGGCAGAACGAUGAAGAGGCAGUGGAGCUCGGGCCUGUAAUGACUGAUGAGCAGAAGGCCAGGCUUUCCACGAAGAGGCCUCUCACCAAAGAGGAGUAUGAAGCCCGGCAGAGUGUCAUCCGCAGGGUGGUGGACCCGGAAACAGGAAGGACCAGAUUGGUGAGAGGAGAGGGAGAAAUCAUUGAGGAGAUAGUCAGCAAGGAGAAACACAAGGAGAUCAACAAGCAAUCUACGAAGGGAGAUGGGAACGCCUUUCAGAGAAAACUGGGAAUCAUGGGAUAGAAAGCUAAAGCACACUUGAUUAAAGUGAAAUGAGUAUUAAAAAUCGUUUAACCGGACAUCUGAGAGUGUCAGAAUAUUUACAGAAAAAAGCAGUUAGUUCACAUUUUAUACAAAAAGAAUUGUCUGUGGUUAAUCUCUGGGGAAAAAAGAUAAACUCACAAUAACCACAGUCUUUUUAUUUCUGCAGAUCAGAAAAUAAAAAGAUUUUGAUGUGCUGUGUUGAUAUCAAAUGAUGCCCAAAGAAAACAGCAACUGGACCUGAUGUCUCAAAUAAUAACUUCUAUUACUUUGGAUGAAAUUUGCAAAAUGCUUUUGUAUUUUUAGAAAAAUUGAAUGUCCCCAAACGAUGGUUAAAUAUAUUUUAUUUUCAGAAACUUUUCUUUUCAAUAAAAUGAUUUCUCUGUACUUUGUCUGCACAAC
Oryzias latipes (Japanese medaka) is the source of this 1258-nucleotide messenger RNA. RefSeq names its product ADP-ribosylation factor-like 6 interacting protein 4 (gene arl6ip4). The record is from RefSeq and is a predicted model, not a curated record. NCBI's taxonomy places the organism in Eukaryota, Metazoa, Chordata, Actinopteri, Beloniformes, Adrianichthyidae.